Messenger RNA from Scheffersomyces stipitis CBS 6054, 1014 nucleotides. RefSeq lists its product as uncharacterized. Lineage: Eukaryota; Fungi; Ascomycota; Pichiomycetes; Serinales; Debaryomycetaceae. The transcript has a single exon. The coding region runs from base 1 to 1014 and encodes 337 amino acids. Gene Ontology annotation, cellular component: membrane. The record is from RefSeq and is a predicted model, not a curated record.
AUGGCCGAAUACUCCAACUUAAAGAAAGCCGACUUGGUCUCCGUGCUCAAGAAACUCGGUGUCCACACUGUCUCCAAAGACACCAAGAAGGUGUUGGUAGACAAGGUCGAGAAGUACAUUGAUGAGACACCAAAUGGAUCCUCCAUUGUCUCCGGUCUCGUUGAAGCACAGAUUGACGAAGAAGAUGAAAACGAAGCCAUUGACGAGACUACUUUGAACGAAGAAGCCGACGAUGACGAAGAUGACGAUGCAGCUGAAGUCAUCCCUACAGCUACUGAAUCUGAAGCUGCUGACGAAGAUGACAAGGACUAUGAGGCUCCUCCUCCUCUCAGUUUGAAGGAAUGGAUCGCUGACCCUUUGAUCGAGCAAUGGGAAAAUGUCUUGAGCAAAGUCUACGAGUUCACCGACUCCGUGGGUAUCACUGUGUUGGAAUACUCUGACGACUUGAGAGAAAAGUUGUCUAAGUCGAUCACCUUGAACUACCUCGAGGUGUUGGUUGAAUUCUUCAUCUUCAUCUAUACAACUGUGCCUCUCGUUGCUCUCAAGGAUAACGGUGCCAAUCUUCAGCUUUUCAAGGAUAAUAUUCCUUUCUUAGCUGAAUCCACCAUUCUUCUUCCAGACUUCACCGCUCUUCUUGCUCACAGCGCCUUGUCUAUCUUCUUUGUGUGGUUUAUCUUGGCUGUCUUGUUCCCAUUGACAGUAUCGUACUUUGUCAACUUUACCAGAAGGGUUCUUAUCUUUGACAACAACGAAGGGGCUGUCGCUAGAAUCUACUCUUACGAUCCUUUCACCUUCGCUUUGAGUAAGCUUGUAGUCUUCUACCUCGUCUCGCACAACUUGGCUCCAUUCCUUACCUUGUCUAAGGGUUCUUGUUUCCCUGCUUCAGUGUAUAACUUUGUUGUUGUACAGCUUGGUUACUACUUGAAGUUCAACGCCGUCUUGGGCCCACUUCCAUGGAUCCUCGGCGCUUCUAACAUCUUGAUUUCCAUCUACUCUCAAUUCGAGGAAUUUUAG